CGUGAUUCGUCACUGGCCAUGCGCAACACUCUACGUCAUUUGCGCAGUCUCCUACUGCGCAGCAGUGACAAUGACAGUGCUUUAUUCUUUGCCUCUCAGAAUAGGUUGCACUGCACGCGAUAGCCUGAUGGAGCUGGAGUAGUGGCGAUUAUAUUAGAGGGAGUUCGGCGUAUUUCAGUUUAGCUUGAGUUGGUUCGCCUUCUGCAUCAGUGUGUGUAAAGGCGAUCACUCCCUCAAGCAUUCCUGAACUUUUCUUUUGUGUUUGGUGGUGAUUGUUGAGUUGUUUAUUCGGCCUUACGAUAUAAGGAACUGGGAUUGUAACAUAUUUUGAUUUGAUAGCACUGCGAAUUUUUGCAUUCGUCAUGAAGACUGUUGUGGUUUCUGCUGUGUUUUUCUGCUGCCUGGCCCUCGCAACUGCUACUCAGUACAGUUGCAAAGCCCAGGCAGUGCAAUUUCCUGCUUUCAAGAGUAUGGAAAAUGAAUGCAUUGCCCUAAUGAAACAUCAAGUUCAGAAAGAGCUGAAUGCAGCACUUACUUAUUUGGCCAUGGCAGCUCAUUUUUCUGAAGAUCAAGUGAACCGACCAGGUUUUGCCAAGAUGUUCUUUGAGAGUGCUAAUGAAGAGCGCGAACAUGCCAUCAAAUUUAUAGAAUACCUUCUGAUGCGUGGUGAACUUGAAACUGACAUCAAAGAUCUCAUUAGUGAUCCUUACCCAGUAAGAGGACUGACUUGGGACUCUGGUCUUGCCGCUCUGAAGAAUGCUUUGGCUUUGGAAGUGAAUGUAACUAAGAGUAUCAAUGAGAUAAUUAAGAAGUGUGAAAAUCCUGAUGUGGGAGAAAAUGAUUAUCAUCUUGUCGAUUACCUGACUGGAGAGUUCUUGGAUGAACAAUAUAAAGGACAAAGGGAAUUGGCUGGCCAAAUUUCAACCCUGGGCAAAAUGACAAAAUCACUGGGAGACCUUGGAGAAUAUAUGUUCGACAAGAAACUUCUUGAUGGCGAGCUGCCAGUUUUAGGCUAGAUAAUGGGAGUUUUGAUUGUGAAAUAUUUGUUGAAUGUAGAAGUUUGUUGGUAGUUAAUGUCAAAGAAAUUAAAUAUUUGAUAUUGGUUUGAACUUGUACAGUAAUCGUCUUCAUAUUAGAGCCUGCUGUUGAGGAAUGUCAUAUGUUGUAAUAUAUGGAUAAAGAUAAAAUAAACUUGAUUUUUA
Molecule: messenger RNA, 1202 nt
Organism: Gryllus bimaculatus (two-spotted cricket)
Lineage: Eukaryota; Metazoa; Arthropoda; Insecta; Orthoptera; Gryllidae
Source: the annotation of a GenBank genome assembly